GUCGAGAGGAGUUGGAAGAACGCGCUAAACAUGUCUGAAGACUAAUCAGCGAGAAACCACAUGGAGUCCUUAAGACGUCGAGCUGCUCCGUUGACGAGGGAGGUAGGUCUUUUUCCCUGCAUCUUGUUUCUGCGCUCAGGAUCUUGUCUGUGUGACGACCAGCAAAAUGUCUUCGCACCAUCAUACGUCUUAUGUCGCCGUGAUCGGGGGCACUGGAGCCCAAGGCAUCCCAGUUGUCCGAGGGUUGGUCAAGGACAAGAAGUACAAAUGUCGGGUCAUGACGCGAGAUGUCAACUCCCACAGGGCUAAAGAACUGGUUGCAAUGGGCAAUGUGGAGCUGAUGGAGGGCACUUUCGCCAGCGAGGAGGAUCUUCGCAAACUGUUCCGAGGCUGCGACGGGGCCUUUGUCAACAUCGACGGUUUCAACUGUGGCGAGAAGACCGAGAUCUAUUGGACGAUCAGAUCAUACGAGCUGGCUCUCGAGGAGGGCAUCAGGUUCUACGUCUAUGGCAACCUCGACUACGUCUACAAAAAGAGCGGCUAUGAUCCACGAUUUCGCACCGGUCACUAUGAUGGCAAGGGCAGAAUGGCAGAAUGGAUGCUUGCUCAGAACCAGGCCAACAGCCGCCGCAUGGGCGUCGCAAUCUUCACCACAGGGCCCUACAUCGAAAUGAGCAUCGCCAAAGCCACCAUCUUCACGCCCAAGGUCGAGAACGGUAUUUUGACCUGGCGCUGCCCCAUUGGAGACGGGGCAGUAGUUCACGUCUCCCUGGAUGACUGUGAGUACUAUGCUCGCUGGCUGUUCGACCACCCAGAGAGGUCAAACGGCAUGGACCUCGAAGUUGCAAUCGAUCACAUUCACUAUGCCGACUUAGCAAAGGCGUUUGAGAAGGUCACAGGCCACCCAGCCAGAUACAUUGACACAGACCUGGACACCUACUGGGCCACUGGAAACGUGGCGGGUGCUGCCAAUUCUGGAGCAGGGUACAACUCCGACCCCAACGACCCUGCCUUCAUGACCUUCAAACAGAACUUCACAGGGUUCUUCAACAUGUGGAAGUAUUCCGGGCGCAACGAGGGCGUCAUUCGUCGAGACUAUAAGCUACUCGACGAGAUCCACCCCACGAGGAUCAGGUCUGCAGAAGAGUUCUUUCGAAAGGAGGACGCUCGGGGGAGGAGACUGGGGCUAGGCAGCCUUUGGGAUCGGGUCCAGGAGGAGAACUUGAAGCCGGUGCUUAAGCUUGGUGAAGACAGGCGAAGGGGAAGACUGUAG
Molecule: messenger RNA, 1273 nt
Organism: Cladophialophora immunda
Lineage: Eukaryota; Fungi; Ascomycota; Eurotiomycetes; Chaetothyriales; Herpotrichiellaceae
Exons: 1
Coding region: 167-1273 (368 amino acids)
Source: RefSeq, a predicted model, not a curated record